This is a messenger RNA of Drosophila busckii, 793 nucleotides long. RefSeq names its product UPF0729 protein GD16342. The transcript has 2 exons. The coding region runs from base 175 to 453 and encodes 92 amino acids. The record is from RefSeq and is a predicted model, not a curated record. Lineage: Eukaryota; Metazoa; Arthropoda; Insecta; Diptera; Drosophilidae.
ACAAAUGUUUUUUUUUUAGCUGAGUCAAACAAAUAGUGCAAAAUUGAAUUAAUUUGAUUAAAAGUGUAGUGCACUUUGUCACUUAGUAGGCCGCAAAGGUUUAUUUAUUCCAGCUACAAGCAAAAUUUUGUGCUUCAAACGUUUUAGCUAAAUAGACAAAUUUUUAAUUUCAAGAUGGUUUGCAUUCCGUGCUUUAUAAUUCCACUGCUCUUGUACAUUUGGCACAAGUUUGUGCAGCCAAUAAUGCUGCGCUACUGGAAUCCUUGGGCCAAAAAGGACGCUGAGGGCAAUGUAAUCAAACAGGAGCCACCACAGUCGCCCUUCGAGUGCGUUGGUGGCACUUGUCGCUUUGUGCGCGGUGGUGCAAAAGCUGCAGAGCCACCAACUGACGCCGCCGCUGCAGCAGAUGAGCCCGUCGAGGGUUCGCCGAAAACCUUGAAAAAGCAAAAUUAGUCAAAUUUAUGUAAAGCAUUCAACAUUUUUGUUUGUUUGUUGCUUUGGUUUUAUCUAUGACGCACAUGAUGACUAUGUCUUUGCUUUAGGCAAUAACUUUUGAGCCAAAGACGUAAAUAACUAUUUUAAGCAUAUACAUUUUAAACUGUAACAAUUUUUUUUUCAACGCUUGAAGCGUCAACUCUAAGCAAUGUGCACUGUAUAUCAAAGUAUUAGUUGUAAGCUGCAAUAAACUAUGUUUGCUUAUCUGUACAAAAAAACACAGCAAAUACAGUAUAGUCUCGAUAACUGAAACGGCAAACUAUAAAUUAUCUAAGAGCUACGCUACUUUCGUUAUUAG